GACGCUAAUAAAACUUCGACGUAUUUGAGACACGUGAUUGCAGAUAUACAAACUCGCUGGAACUCCAGCUAUUUAGCAUGGUGUCGACUCUUAGAGUUAGAAAAAUACAUUCGUGUGUUGGAAGUUGAAUUAGCCAAAGAUACAAAUCCUGAUUCUAAAAAAGAUUCCCAGCAAUCUACAGUAUAUAAGCCCAUGCAAACAUCUGGAGUUUUGGAGAAGGUCAAGGGAACACUAUACCGAGCGAUGCAUUAUUAUUGGAAAAAAGAUAAUAACGAAUCAUAUAUACCCUCCAUCCUCGACCCUCGUGUUAAAAAGUUUGAUUUUGCGCCUGACAAAAUCAAACAGGUUCAAGAGUUAUUAAGAAUCAGAUAUCAUGAUGCAAAAGAUAAUCUACCAACAACAGUAAACCGAACAUCUACUGCUAACGCUUCGUCAUUUCAUAACACUACUGUUUCUCCUAUGAACAACGGCUAUUUACAAUACACCUCGCCACCAGAUUGGAAUUUAGACGCCUUUGCAGAUUGGGUUGCUACCAAUCAUUCUGAUGACAAAAAGAAAAUAAUAGACUACAUGAAAAAAAGUCUUGAGAUAUACAGCAACAACAUUCACAUUAACCCAGACGCAAGGCAAAAAGCAGAUGAAUUACUUUAA
Molecule: messenger RNA, 651 nt
Organism: Racocetra persica
Lineage: Eukaryota; Fungi; Glomeromycota; Glomeromycetes; Diversisporales; Gigasporaceae
Source: the annotation of a GenBank genome assembly